AUUAACAUUUCCCUAUCUUCAAUACUUCUUAUUCUACUUAUUCUAACCACCCCAAUUCUAAUUUCCAUAACCAGUCUAAUGAAAUCUAUUAACUUUCCAUCCUACGUUACCAAAUCUAUAAAAUACUCAUUCUUUCUCAGCUUAAUCCCACUAGCACUAUUUACCUAUUUUAACACAGAAUACAUAAUUAUCUCCUGACAUUGAAUAAAUAUGGAGUCAAUAAAACUAACAGUUAGCUUCAAAUUAGACUUGUUUUCUGUAUUAUUCUUAUCUGUAGCUUUAUAUGUAACCUGAUCUAUCAUAGAGUUCUCCUCCUGAUACAUACACUCAGAUCCAGAACUUAAUCGCUUUAUCAAAUAUCUUCUACUAUUUUUAAUCACUAUAAUUAUUUUAACAUCAGCCAAUAACCUAUUCCAACUCUUCAUCGGCUGAGAAGGGGUGGGAAUUAUAUCAUUCCUACUUAUCAGCUGGUGGUAUGGACGAACAGAUGCAAACACAGCAGCCUUACAAGCAAUACUAUAUAACCGCAUCGGAGAUGUAGGCUUAAUUAUAGCAAUGACAUGAUUAUGCUUAAACUCAAACUCCUGGGAAAUACAACAGAUUUUAUCUCUAAAAAACCCCGACACUCUACCACUCUUAGGUAUUCUAAUUGCCGCCACAGGUAAAUCGGCCCAAUUUGGACUUCAUCCAUGGCUGCCAUCAGCUAUAGAAGGCCCGACACCAGUCUCAGCCCUACUCCAUUCCAGCACCAUAGUAGUUGCAGGAAUCUUCCUACUAAUCCGAUUCUACCCACUAACUUCAAAUAACAACUUUAUUUUAACACUAAUACUAUGCCUAGGCGCUCUUACAACAUUAUUUACCGCCAUCUGUGCACUCACCCAAAAUGAUAUUAAAAAAAUUGUAGCAUUUUCAACAUCAAGUCAACUAGGAUUAAUAAUAGUUACCCUAGGAAUUAAUCAACCAUUCCUAGCUUUUCUCCAUAUUUGCAACCAUGCUUUCUUCAAAGCUAUACUAUUUAUGUGUUCAGGAUCAAUUAUUCACAGCUUAAAUGAUGAACAAGACAUUCGAAAAAUAGGCAACACCAUAAACUUACUCCCUUUCACUUCAUCUUGCCUAGUCAUUGGAAGCCUAGCACUAAUCGGAAUGCCUUUCCUCACAGGCUUUUAUUCAAAAGAUGCAAUCAUCGAAUCCAUAAACUCGUCUUAUACCAACGCCUGAGCCCUCUUAAUUACACUAGUCGCCACAUCCAUAACAGCCAUGUACAGCAUACGAAUUAUCUACUUCGUUACAAUAACUAAACCACGAUUUCCCCCACUAAUUACUAUCAAUGAAAAUUUCCCAAACCUUAUCAACCCUAUCAAACGCCUAGCCCUAGGCAGCAUUCUAGCAGGAUUUAUCAUUUUCCACAACCUACCGCCACUCAACAUCCAAAUCCUCACAUUACCAUGAUACACUAAACUUUCAGCCCUAGCUAUUACAAUCUUAGGGUUAAUUACAGCACUUGAACUUAAUAACUUCACUACCCUCCUUUCAAACAAAAAACCAUUAGGGUUUUCAUCCUUCUCAACUCUAUUAGGGUAUUUCCCAACAAUUGUCCACCGAAUUACUCCAAUAAAAACACUCAACAUGAGCUUCUUCACAGCCACAAACCUCCUAGACCUAGUUUGGCUAGAAAAAUCUAUUCCUAAAUUUAUUUCUACCUAUACUAUCAAUGCCUCAAAAAUUAUAAGCAACCAAAAAGGCCUUAUCAAGAUUUAUUUUCUCUCAUUCCUAAUCUCACUAAUAAUUAUCCCCAUUCUAACCCUAGUCUAA
Molecule: messenger RNA, 1812 nt
Organism: Psammomys obesus (fat sand rat)
Lineage: Eukaryota; Metazoa; Chordata; Mammalia; Rodentia; Muridae
Source: the annotation of a RefSeq genome assembly